CUUUAUGCGCUAACAAUAAUAUUUAUAACUAAAGAUUGUGAAAAAAAAUACAGAUUGUUUAAACAGUAUUUGCUGAAAGACCAAGUAUUAAUAAUUAAUUAUAAAGAAAUUCGCUUCCUAAGUGAGUAUAGGCAAAAGGAGCGUAAAUAUUCAUUAUGUUUGGAAGCAUGGUAACGGCAGUUUCUCUGAGGAGAUGCUUCUAUUUGUCAGCUAUUGUUUUGGUACUGUCAACAUUAAUGGCAGCUGUAAUAAUCGUUAAGUUGUCGCCGUUGGAAUCAGUUAAAUGUCAACCACAUGCAGUAACUCCUGCGGUGGAGUGGAGUACCGUAGCUAACCAAUUAAUGGACUCGGUGACUGCUCAGCAAAUUAAUGAAAAUCAAAAGGAGAUCAAUGACAAGAAGUACAGAGAAAUGAGAGAGAAAAUUAUACAGAAUAAGGUUGCCCGGAUGUCUAGGAAGAUGCGAAAUAAAGUUCUUCCGUUGAUUAAGAACGACACCAUUGUUGAACCUAAUUAUAACAUCCACAUAUUUUAUUAUGCAUGGUAUCGGUCUCAAGCAUACGACGGUGUCUGGAAACAGUGGAAUCAUGAUUAUUUACCAAAUUGGAAAAAGAACGAUAAACGAGUAUUUCCAGAUGGAAGUCACGAACCACCAGCUGAUAUAGGAGCCAACUAUUAUCCCAGUUUGGGCUGCUACAGUUCAACAGAUCCACAGGUUAUAGAUAUACAUAUGAAACAAUUAAAAGAAGCUGGCGUGGGAGUUAUAGUCUUCUCUUGGACUCCUCCUAAAACAAUGGAUAGUACCGAUCCUGUAUUACCAGACGUACUCGAUGCUGCGCACAGAUAUCACUUGAAAGUUGCUCCACAUAUUGAACCAUACGCAGGAAGAAAUCCAAUUAAUUUGAUAGAGCAUAUACGGUAUCUUUUUAAUCAAUACUCCUCGCAUCCAGCAUUAUACAGAAUGAGAAGGGAAGAAGAUGGAACAGUUUUACCAGUUGUGUACAUCUACGAUUCAUACGUAUUUCCGUCAAGCGCUUGGUGGGAAUUAUUGUCUUUACGAGGAAACUUAACUCUCCGAGGCACGGAAAUCGAUGCAAUCUAUAUCGGACUGUUGGUAGACUCACAACACCGAAAUCAUAUUAAGAAGUCUCAUUUUGAUGGAUUUUAUACGUACUUCGCCGCAAACGGUUUUAGUUACGGUAGUACAUGGAAAAAUUGGAAAGACUUGAAUAAAUUUGCAAGACAGAAUGGGCUCUUGUUCAUUCCUGGUGUAGGUCCUGGUUACAUCGACACACAAGUACGACCAUGGAAUGCUGAAAAUACAAGACACAGACGACAUGGGCAGUAUUACGAAGUGGCUUGGAAAAGUGCAUUGAAUAGUGGAGCAACCAUGAUUUCCAUAACAUCGUUCAAUGAGUGGCACGAAGGUACUCAAAUCGAACCAGCAAAACCAGCUAGUAACAAAGACUUCACCUACCUCGAUUAUGAGCCCGAAGGUUCUCACUUUUAUCUGAAUUUAACAAAAUGGUGGAUACAACAGUUUAUAGAGAAAUAUACUAACACAGACCAGAAAGACUGAGAGCUUCGUUUCACUGAA
Orussus abietinus is the source of this 1595-nucleotide messenger RNA. RefSeq names its product glycoprotein endo-alpha-1,2-mannosidase. Lineage: Eukaryota; Metazoa; Arthropoda; Insecta; Hymenoptera; Orussidae. The transcript has 4 exons. The record is from RefSeq and is a predicted model, not a curated record. Gene Ontology annotation, cellular component: Golgi apparatus. The coding region runs from base 156 to 1577 and encodes 473 amino acids. Gene Ontology annotation, molecular function: alpha-mannosidase activity.